Molecule: messenger RNA, 2095 nt
Organism: Nanorana parkeri
Lineage: Eukaryota; Metazoa; Chordata; Amphibia; Anura; Dicroglossidae
Gene: ARAP1
Product: ArfGAP with RhoGAP domain, ankyrin repeat and PH domain 1
Exons: 16
Biological process (GO): signal transduction
Source: RefSeq, a predicted model, not a curated record
AACGCUUUCUUCUCUGCACAGGCUCUCUGUGUUGCUGUGACCACCAGUGACCUGACGGAGACACAAGCCCUGGUCUUCUGCGGAGCCGACAUCAGCUGCACCUGCGGGGACGUCUUCUUCUCCCAGCCCCUGGAGCUGGCGCAGCAAGCUGGCCAAAGACUGCAGGAGGAGUUCCUGAAGCAGAACCGGACAUCAGAGACGCCCCGUCUGGAUUUUGGGACAAAUCUAGAGAAGCAAUAUUACGUCAUGCACCACUCCAUCACUCAUAAUGGAUACCUCUACAAGACCUCGUCCAUGGCUAAACCGGUCACUGACAGGAAGGCCAAGGAAGAGUUCAGCCGGCGCUGGUGUGUACUCAAUGACGGGGUCCUCCGAUACUACGAGAACAACCACAGCAACUCCCCCAACGGCGAGAUCUGCAUGGAUGAGAUCGUGUGUGUGGCAGUGAUCCCGCCGGAGACUCACGGGUAUGACAGCACCUUUGAGAUCUACACUAAGUCGGAGAGACUCUACCUGUUCGCUGCGGACAGACCAGAGGAUGCCAGAGAAUGGGUGAAAUCCAUUACCAAGUGUUUCCUCCCGCCGAUGGCCGAGGAGCUUCUGAGUUACGACUUUGACCGCAUCGGACGGCUGCAGUUUAAAGGCGGGCGGAGCCUGGAGCGCACUGUGGUCGGCUGGUUCUCCCUCUGCAAGACCAACCUGUACACCUACGUGGAAGGGAACGACACGGUGGAGGUCAUCAACCUGAAGAAGCUGUCUGAGCUGUCCAACAAAGAUAAAGAUAUCCUGGUGCUGGGGGAGAAAGGCAGGAUGACGUACAUGCUCGGGGAGAGGAAGUUGGAUUUCUUAGGCUGGGUGAGCGCCAUUCAGACUGCCAGCAGCACCUCCGGCGACACGCUGUCAAAGCAGCAGCUGACCGAGUCCGACGUACCGUUCAUCGUAGAGAAAUGCAUUGAUCACGUUUCUCGAUUCGGGGUGGAAUCUGAAGGGAUCUACAGGAAGAGUGGACAGAAGUCAAAGAUCACUAGUCUCCUGGAAGCUCUGAAGAAGGAUGCCCGAAGUGUGGUCUUCAAGGAGGAGGAGCCUGUGGACAAUGUUUCUGACACCCUCAAAAGAUUCUUCAGGGAGAUAGGGGAGGGGAUAUUCGCCGAGCAUUGCAUGCAGUGGUUGCAUGUGACAGGGAUUGGGGACGAGGAUGAGAGGAUACAACACUACCGGAAGCUGCUGGAGAACCUUCCGUCUGUCAACAGAGCCACAUUAAAAGCACUAAUCAGUCACUUACACUGUAUUCAGCACUUUUCAGACGUCAAUCAGAUGAAUGUCCACAAUCUUGCCAUCGUCUUUGGCCCCACGCUCUUCCAGACGGACGGUCAAAACUACAAGCCGGGCCGAGUGGUGGAGGACCUCAUUAAUUUCUACCCGGAAAUAUUCAAUGUGAACCUGCAGGAGCUCCAGAAGCAGUUGGACAUCGCCGCCGCCAUCAUGAAAGUGCGAAGCGCCCAACACAAGCCCAGGGGAACCGACUUCAUCUGCUCCGUCUACCUGAGAGAAAAGAAGCCGGAAUGUGAGCAGAGUGUCCACAUCGCAGUCACCAUGACGGCGCAGGAGCUGAGGGAGACGCUGCUGGAGAGGAGGAAUAUUUUUCCCAACCAUGGAGAGUAUUGGAGCUGUGUGGAGGUGGAUACGGCGGAAGAGAUAGAGCGCCCUCUACACUUUUCAGAGAAAGUGCUGCCAAUCUUCCACACCAAGGUCAACAGCAAUACCCACCUGGUGGUAAAGGAGGACCCCAACAUGGACGCCAUGUUAAAUUACACCAAAAAUUGGGUGGAAGCCUCCAAGAACGGGUGGAUGAGUUUCCGGGAGGAUAAAAGUCUGCUGGACUUCACCGCAAAAUUCCACGACCGUUACUUCAUGCUGAAUGGCACCACCCUGCGAAUGUACCGGGAAGUCCGGAGUCCGAGAUCGUCGAAUGCCGACAGCGCCACGCAGGUGAGCGGUGUUAGUGUGUGCUUUUAUUUGUGGCAUCCUCCAUCUUGGUGCAGGACUUCCUCCCACUUCUGGUGAUCUGUGGCGGUUUGAUUAAAGGGUUACUCUA